Molecule: messenger RNA, 1382 nt
Organism: Mya arenaria
Lineage: Eukaryota; Metazoa; Mollusca; Bivalvia; Myida; Myidae
Product: U6 snRNA-associated Sm-like protein LSm1
Exons: 4
Coding region: 103-501 (132 amino acids)
Biological process (GO): deadenylation-dependent decapping of nuclear-transcribed mRNA
Cellular component (GO): P-body; Lsm1-7-Pat1 complex
Molecular function (GO): RNA cap binding
Source: RefSeq, a predicted model, not a curated record
GUCUCUCAGACGCUCGAGUCAACACAUUUCUUGAAUUUUUUAAAUAUUUUCUUAAACAUUGCCAACAUAUUUCGAUUAAAUUUAUUUCAAUGAGAAAUAAACAUGAAUUACUUACCAGGAACUGCAAGUUUAAUUGAAGAAAUUGACAAGAAAUUGCUGGUUGUAUUGAGAGAUGGGCGAACAUUGAUUGGAAUUUUGCGCAGCAUUGAUCAGUUUGCUAACUUGGUACUACAUCGCACAAUUGAGCGGAUCCAUGUUGGCAAAAAGUAUGGAGACAUUCCAAGAGGAAUCUUCAUUGUGCGCGGAGAAAAUGUUGUUCUGCUGGGAGAAGUGGAUGUAGAAAAUGAAGGCAAUCUGCCAUUAGAGGAGGUACCGAUAGAUGAAAUUCUAGAGAUGCAACGAGAGGAACAAAUUACAAAACAAGCAGAAGAGGACCGAAAGAAAAAGGCCUUGAUCGAUCGUGGGAUGCAACCAACGGAAUAUACGGAUGAUAUGUACUGACAAAUGUUUUGGACUCUGAGUAAACUGUUAUUGGGUAUUAAUAAGUUUGAUAGUGCUCACUUGGUGGCACUGCAUUCAGAAACAGGCGGGAUGGAGUUGAUUUGUCAAGAGCUACUUACCCUCACCAUUGGGUUAUACACUAUUAUUCAGACUACUUUUCGUAGCUAUGGGAAUAUUUAUACCUGUGAAUUGAAGCUAUGUUUUAUUAUUACAACAAGUGUGAAGUUUUUACAUUUGAGGAGAUAUGGUUAGUGUUAUGUAAAUUAAUCAAUAGUGAGGAUUGAAAGACCUCGCUUGAUUUUUUUAUUUAAAAAAGAUUUAUUCAUAGACCUGAUUAUAGAGAAAAACACAUGAUUAACACAAUGUAUGGUGAGGAAUAAGCAAUGAAAACAAUUUGUUAUAUUUUCAAUCAUUUACUACAUAAUUAAAGACCGUGGAUGUUUUGGGGAAUUUCUUGCUACAGUUAAAUGUUGACCCCAGUAGAAUACACUUGGGGUCUUUAUAGUAGAUGAAUAUUUGGAAUCUAUUCAAUUCUUACUUUUGAUUUCUAUUGGUUACAGAAUUUUUUGCAAGUUUUCUUGUUUCAUGAUAACAGGUAUGUCUUUGAUGAAUUGAGCCUUUGAAAAUAAAUGAACCUUUGUUUGCAGCAAACUUUGUAGACACUUAAGUUUAAACAUAGGUCAAGAGUUAUAAUCUAAAUUGUUCAUAUAUACUCUGUGCAUUUACAGAAAUUUUGCUCGCAGCUUCAGACUGUAUGUGCUUUAAUAUUGUGCUAUAUCUUGCAAGAUUUUACAUUUUGUUAUAUAAAUAACAUUGCUGCAACACAUGAUUUUGUAUUAAAAUCCUAUUUGUUAGAAAUAAAAUUUUGAUGACAAAUCUGU